CCCGGCGGCGUGUGAAUGGCGGCCUCGGCGGCGGCGGCGGCGGCAGUGGCGGCAGCGGCCUCGGCCGCCUCGGCCGCCUCGGGCAGCCCGGGCCCUGGCGAGGGCUCCGCUGGUGGCGAGAAGCGCGCAGGCGCCUCCUCGGCUGCAGCCUCGGCGUCUGCCUCCGCGUCGUCGCCCGCAGGGGGUGGCGGUGAGACGCUGGAGCUGCUGGAUCACUGCGGCCUGUGCCGGGAGCGUCUGCGGCCGGAGCGCGAGCCGCGGUUGCUGCCCUGCCUGCACUCGGCCUGCAGCGCCUGCCUCGGGCCCUCCGCGCCCGGCGCGGCCAGCAGCGCGGGGGACGGCGCCUCGGCGGGGGACAGCACGAUGGUGGACUGUCCAGUGUGCAAGCAGCAGUGCUCCUCCAAAGACAUUGUGGAGAACUACUUUAUGCGCGACAGUGGCAAUAAGUCUGCCUCAGACACACAGGAUGCAAACCAGUGCUGCACUAGCUGCGAGGAUAACGCCCCAGCCACCAGCUAUUGUGUGGAGUGUUCUGAGCCACUGUGUGAGACCUGUGUUGAGGCUCACCAGCGGGUGAAGUACACCAAGGACCACACUGUGCGCUCCACUGGCCCGGCCAAGUCCCGUGAUGGUGAACGCACUGUCUAUUGCAAUGUGCACAAACAUGAACCUCUUGUGCUGUUCUGUGAGAGCUGUGAUACUCUCACGUGUCGAGACUGCCAGCUCAAUGCUCACAAGGACCACAAGUACCAGUUCUUGGAGGAUGCAGUGAGGAACCAGCGCAAGGUCCUGGCCUCGAUGGUGAAAUGCCUUGGGGACAGACAUGCCACAUUGCAGAAGAGCACCAAGGAGGUUCGCAGCUCGAUCCGACAGGUGUCUGAUGUGCAGAAGCGUGUGCAGGUGGAUGUCAAGAUGGCCAUCUUGCAGAUCAUGAAGGAGCUGAACAAGCGGGGCCGUGUGCUGGUCAAUGAUGCCCAAAAGGUGACUGAGGGGCAGCAGGAGCGCCUAGAACGGCAGCACUGGGCCUUGACCAAGAUCCAGAAGCAUCAGGAGCAUAUUCUUCGGUUUGCUUCUUGGGCUCUGGAGAGUGACAACAACACAGCCCUGCUGCUUUCUAAGAAGCUGAUCUACUUCCAGCUGCACCGAGCUCUCAAGAUGAUUGUGGAUCCUGUGGAGCCACAUGGCGAGAUGAAGUUUCAGUGGGACCUCAAUGCUUGGACCAAGAGUGCCGAGGCCUUUGGUAAGAUUGUAGCUGAGCGUCCUGGUACUAACUCCACAGGCUCUGCACCUAUGGCCCUGAGAGCCCCAGGACCCCUGAGCAAGCAGGGUUCUAGCAGUAGCCAGCCCAUGGAGGUACAGGAAGGCUAUGGCUUUGGAUCAGAUGAUCCUUACUCCGGUGCAGAGCCCCAUGUGUCAGGCAUGAAGCGGUCCCGCUCUGGUGAGGGCGAAGUGAGUGGCCUCAUGCGCAAGGUGCCACGUGUGAGCUUAGAACGCCUAGAUCUGGACCUUACAGCUGACAGCCAGCCGCCUGUCUUCAAGGUCUUUCCGGGCAGCACCACUGAGGACUACAACCUUAUUGUUAUUGAGCGUGGUGCUGCUGCUGCUGCCACUGGUCAGCCUGGCACUGCGCCCCCUGGAGUGCCCAGUGCCCCACCUCUCCCUGGGAUGGCCAUUGUCAAGGAGGAGGAGACAGAGGCUGCCAUUGGAGCCCCUCCUGCUACUGCUGCUGAGGGCCCUGAGACCAAGCCUGUGCUGAUGGCUCUGGCUGAAGGCCCUGGCACUGAGGGCCCCCGCCUGGCCUCACCUAGUGGCAGUACUAGCUCAGGCUUGGAGGUGGUGGCUCCUGAGGGCAUCUCAGCCCCAGCUGGUGUCCCAGGCACCCUAGAUGACAGUGCCACCAUCUGCCGUGUCUGCCAGAAGCCAGGUGACCUGGUUAUGUGCAACCAGUGUGAGUUUUGCUUCCACCUGGACUGCCACCUGCCUGCCCUACAAGAUGUACCAGGGGAGGAGUGGAGCUGCUCACUCUGCCAUGUACUCCCUGACCUGAAAGAGGAGGAUGGUAGUCUCAGCAUGGAUGGUGCUGACAGUGCUGGUGUGGUAGCCAAGCUCUCGCCAGCCAACCAGCGGAAAUGUGAAUGUGUCCUUCUGGCCCUGUUCUGCCAUGAACCCUGCCGUCCCCUGCACCAGUUGGCUACAGACUCUACCUUCUCCAUAGAGCAGCCUGGUGGCACCCUGGACCUGACCCUGAUCCGUGCCCGCCUGCAGGAAAAGCUUUCACCCCCUUAUAGCUCCCCACAGGAGUUUGCCCAGGAUGUGGGUCGAAUGUUCAAGCAGUUUAACAAGCUGACGGAGGAUAAGGCGGAUGUGCAGUCCAUCAUCGGCCUGCAGCGCUUCUUUGAGACGCGCAUGAAUGAGGCCUUCGGUGACACCAAGUUCUCUGCUGUGCUGGUAGAGCCCCCGCCACUGAGCUUGCCGAGCGCUGGCCUAAGUUCCCAGGAGCUGUCUGCUGGCCCUGGUGAAGGUCCCUGAAGCUGUGGGACCCUUCUGGGCACUUGGCCGUGCUCCUACGUCCUUUGACCCUCAUCCUUAACCCUGGUGGCCUGACUCACUCCCUGGUGGCCUGACUCACUCCCUCACAAUGGUUUUUACUUGUGGAUUUAAUAAAAACUUCACUGGUUCCUCAGG
Messenger RNA from Heterocephalus glaber (naked mole-rat), 2685 nucleotides. It is a transcript of the gene Trim28, whose product is annotated as tripartite motif containing 28. Gene Ontology annotation, molecular function: transcription corepressor activity; protein binding; zinc ion binding. The record is from RefSeq and is a predicted model, not a curated record. NCBI's taxonomy places the organism in Eukaryota, Metazoa, Chordata, Mammalia, Rodentia, Bathyergidae. Gene Ontology annotation, cellular component: chromatin.